Ctenocephalides felis (cat flea) is the source of this 1563-nucleotide messenger RNA. RefSeq names its product venom carboxylesterase-6-like. The transcript is spliced from 9 exons. The record is from RefSeq and is a predicted model, not a curated record. The coding region runs from base 1 to 1563 and encodes 520 amino acids. Lineage: Eukaryota; Metazoa; Arthropoda; Insecta; Siphonaptera; Pulicidae.
AUGAUAAUAAAUUAUAUAUUUUUGGUUAUUUUAAUAUCAAGUAAAAAUGUGGUAGCUAUAGAUUUAGAUAUAAGUGUAGUUCUUGAGUUCACUGGUAACACAGAUUUAAGAUGCCAAGCAGAAAUAAAUGGAACAAAAAUAAUUGGAAUUUCAAGGAAUUUCCUACAUGACUGGAAAAAACAAUAUUGCGCAUUUUUAGGAAUCCCAUAUGCAAAACCUCCUAUAGGAGACUUACGUUUUGAACCGCCAGUAAGAAAUAUUAUUGACUCUACAUAUAAUGAAACUAUUGAAGCUAAUGGAUUAAAAGAUAUGUGCGUCCAAAAGGGAAGAUUAGGUAAAGAGGACUGCUUGUAUUUGAAUAUUUACACACCAAUGCUAAAUAGUAGUCUUAACAAUAAUAAUAAAACGUAUCCGGUAAUGUUUUGGAUUCAUGGAGGUUCAUUUCAUUCAGGAUCUGGAACUUAUAAUUUAUAUGGUCCUGAUUAUCUAGUUCACGAGGAUGUAAUUUUAGUUACAUUCAAUUAUAGAUUGGGAGUGUUUGGAUUUUUAUCAGCGCCAGAAUGGAAAAUUUAUGGAAACAUGGGUUUAAAAGACCAACUGCUGGCUCUUCAAUGGGUGAAUGAAAAUAUUGAAUAUUUUAAGGGAAACAAAAGUAGUAUUACGUUAAUUGGAGAAUCUGCCGGAGCAGCAAGUGUUCAUUAUUUGAUGAUGAGUAAUUUAACUAAAGGCUUGUACCAUAGGGCUAUUUUACAAAGUGGAAGUGCACUUAGCCCAUGGGCUAUUCAAUUCGUACCAGAACAAGUACCCACACCUGAAGAUCUCAAAUCUGACAACAAUCUUGUUUUCAAUCCUGUAGUUGAACAUGAAAACUCAACAAACCCUAUAGUACGGAAAAAUUUAGUAAAACGCAUGUACGAAGGUGAAUUUCCUGAUGUGAACAUAAUAUAUGGAUUCAAUGAUGCUGAAGGACUUUUGGGAAUGCUUAUGGUAAAUGAAACAAACGACAGGGUGAUUUAUAAAAUGAGGGAAGUUUUGGUCAACAAAUAUAAAAAAGAACUUCCUGGAGUUUGUCAUACUGAUGAUCUUGGAUACUUAUUUUCGAUGUCGAAAGAGUGGAGUAAUUUGUAUUUCACCGUGAGGGGAUAUGCAACAAUUCCAGAGAAAGCAGUAGAAACUCACAAAAAGAUGGUUACUUUAUGGACUAACUUUGCAAAAACUGGAAAUCCUCUUAAUACUACUACCCCUGAUCAUCCGACCUAUGGAAGUGUGUCAACUAUUAAUUGGGAACCAUAUAAUAAUAUAACAAAGAAAUAUCUGAACAUGAAUGAUACAUUUGAAAUGUUAGCAUAUCAAGAAAUGGACCUUGAGGGCUUAAUGGGCCUUGAAUAUAAAGGACAAGGUUGGAAUGAUUAUAAAUGUAAUGUAGCUGUUCGGCAUAGGGUUAUUGAAGGAAAAUAUAGAACAUAUGUUCAUGAUCAUGGUCACCAUUAUUGUGCCUAUAUGGGCAUACCAUAUGCGAAACCGCCUACUGGACAUCGCAGAUUUUUGGCUCCUCAAGAAUAA